Colletotrichum acutatum is the source of this 1611-nucleotide messenger RNA. RefSeq names its product major facilitator superfamily transporter. Lineage: Eukaryota; Fungi; Ascomycota; Sordariomycetes; Glomerellales; Glomerellaceae. Gene Ontology annotation, molecular function: transmembrane transporter activity. The transcript has 6 exons. Gene Ontology annotation, biological process: transmembrane transport. Bases 1 to 1611 code for a protein of 536 amino acids. Gene Ontology annotation, cellular component: membrane. The record is from RefSeq and is a predicted model, not a curated record.
AUGUCCGUCGACGAGAAGAACCCUCAGGACUUUGUGAGCUCGGCCGCCUCGUCCGACUCCCACGCUGACACGGGCAACAUCGACGCCGCGUGGAAGUUCCUCAAUGACCAUCGCGAUGCCGGCACCGACACGAGCUCCGUGGACAUGAACGCGCUCAGACGCAAGAUCGACUGGCGCCUCGUUCCCCUCAUGUUCCUCUGCUAUACCAUGCAGUUUCUUGACAAGGUCAUUCUCAACUACGCCGCCGUCAUGGGCUUGAGCAAGGACCUAAAGCUCGUCGGCAACGAGUUCUCCAACAUUGCCACUUUCCUCUUUGUCGGUCUUCUCUGCUUUGAGAUCCCCAACAGUAAGCCUUACCCCAUCUCAUUCCCCAUACCACCGGAAGAAAAGCAAGAAAAGAGAGACACGAACGACGUAGAGACUCUGGAGAAGCUCGAAGUCUACUUCCUCCAAAUGGUCCCCGCGGCCAAGUGGUUGGGCCUCAAUGUCGUCCUCUGGGGCACCGCAACCGCCUGCGGUGCCGCCGCCCACAACUACCAGUCCCUCCUCGUCUCCCGCAUCUUCCUGGGUAUCUUCGAGGCCACCAUCGGCCCCUCCCUGAUGCUCAUCAGCGCCCAGUGGUACACCAAGUCCGAGCAGGCCCCACGCUUCUCCUUCUGGUACCUCGGUCUCGGCCUCGGCCAGAUCCUCGGCGGCGCCGUCUCCUACGGCUUCCAGCACAUCGCUCCCGGCGCGGGUCUCGCCGGCUGGCGCAUCAUGUUCGUCGUCCUCGGCUGCCUGACCGUCACCAUUGGCAUCUGCACCGUCCUCUUCGUGCCGGACACGCCCAUGCAGGCCCGCUGGCUGAGUGACACGGAAAAGGUUGCUCUGCUGAAGCACGUCAGCGUCAACCAGACGGGCAUCGAGAGCCGCAAGUUCCGCCCCAAGCAGAUCCUCGAGGCUCUCAUGGACCCCCAGAUGUACCUCAUGGUCGUCGCCGUUGUUCUCCUGUCCGUUUCUAGCGGUGUUGUCACCACCUACUCUGCGACCCUCAUCCGCAACCUCGGCUAUGACUCCAAGCACGCCGCUCUGAUGAACAUGCCCUCCGGUGUUGUGAGCAUCUUCUUCACUCUCCUCGUCGGCUACGGAAUUCGUCACACGUCCAACCGGUGGGCCUGGAUCGUCGCCUGCAUCAUCCCAGCCAUCAUCGGUGGCGCUCUCAUGUCUUUCCUUCCCGUUAGCAACCGCUCCGGUUGCUUGGCCGGCAUCUACCUCGUCAACGCCGUGGUUGCUCCCUUGACCGUCUUCUACGCCUGGACUGCUGCCAACUUUGGAGGUGCCACCAAGCGUGCCUUCGCCGCCGCCAUCGUCUCCGGCUCCUUCUCGCUUGGCAAUAUCAUCGGACCCCAGACCUUCCAGGCCAAGGACGCGCCCGAGUACCGCCCGGCCAAGAUCGCCGUCAUGGGUACCCAGGCCGGCUGCGCUCUCGUCACCCUGGCGCUGUACGCCUACUACCGCUACGAGAACAAGCGCCGCGGCGCCAUCAAGCAGUCCGAGGACGCUUACAUGGCCCCCGAGAACUGGCAGUCGAUGACCGACAAGGAGAACAAGUCGUUCCGCUACACCUACUAA